This is a messenger RNA of Symbiodinium necroappetens, 1240 nucleotides long. The record is from the annotation of a GenBank genome assembly. Lineage: Eukaryota; Dinophyceae; Suessiales; Symbiodiniaceae.
GGACGCUUUCAAGCACGACUUGGCCAAGACAAAGAACAAGAUGGUCCCAGAGUUGCUGACGGGGGCGAGCGGUUCUCAGUUGGAGGCUUUUCCAGCUGAGGUUGAGACCGAGCUCCAGUCACCGGAGCUAGCUGAGGAGGAAGAUCCACCACUGGAGGUGGCGGUGCGCGUCCCGACCAGCGAGGAAAAGGAGAGCUUGGGAAAGCUUCACCGCAACUUGGGCCAUCCUGGAAACAAGGAGCUAUGUCGAGCUCUUCGUGUGGCAGGGGCACCAGAACACCUAUGCAGGUAUGCCAAAGAACACUUUCGUUGCCCCACGUGCGCAGCAAACCGUGCUCCGAAGAGCGUGCGGCCAUCAAUGAUCCCAAGGGCUUAUGCGCCAAAUACCGUUGUUGGCGUGGACCUUCUGCAGCUCAGCAACUGGAACUCGACGGAGCAGUUCUGGAUGUUGAAUAUGCUGUGUCUGGGGACUUCGUUUCAAAUGGUGGAGCGCGUCAGGUCCAAGGAGCCGGAGGAAGUUUGGGCAGCCUUUGCCCGAACGUGGGGGCGCUUUUUGGGGUGGCCUCAGGUGCUACUACUGGACCAGGGAACGGAAUUCUUGUCUGAGUUCCGCAGCCGUGCCUCGAGCUUGGGCAUAGUGCUCCACACGAUAGGAGCCAGGGCACCCCAUCAAAACGGCCGGACUGAAAGGCACGGCGGGUUGUUUAAGGCACUUUUUGAACGUGCCCGUUGGGAAAAUCCUCCCACAAGCCACGAAGACUGGCGACUUCUUCUUCGUGAGACCGAGAGUGCCAAGAACCGCCUGUUCAACCGAUCUGGUUAUUCACCAGCUCAGCGCAUGAUCGGCCAGACCCGUCGCACCGUGGGCGAAAUUUUCAGUGACGAUGCUCUUGAUCCUGCUUUCCUGGAGCCCACGGAGGACGUGCAGCGGCUGCUCUCCAUUAGGCAGUCAGCUCAAAAGGCGUUCGUUGAGCUGAAUACGUCCGAGGCCUUGAAGACGGCACUGAGGGCGAGAAGCCGAGUUCAGCGGCAGUUUCUUCCCGGGGAAAUCGUCUUUGUUUGGCGCUCUUGGAAAGUGCGGGGCGUUGUGAAACCUUCCUGGGUGGGUCCCGGCGUUGUUCUUUUACCAGAAGGUGCGAAUAGCUACGUCAAUGUUCGCGGCCGCCUCUGGAAGGCGAUCCACGAGGUGUUCAAGGACAUGAAGGACCGCUUCGACCGUGCCUCCCUCAAGCUUGUCGAG